This is a messenger RNA of Penicillium odoratum, 525 nucleotides long. RefSeq lists its product as uncharacterized. The coding region runs from base 1 to 525 and encodes 174 amino acids. The record is from RefSeq and is a predicted model, not a curated record. NCBI's taxonomy places the organism in Eukaryota, Fungi, Ascomycota, Eurotiomycetes, Eurotiales, Aspergillaceae. Gene Ontology annotation, biological process: autophagy of mitochondrion. The transcript is spliced from 2 exons. Gene Ontology annotation, cellular component: mitochondrial outer membrane.
AUGGCCUUCCAACUCUUCUCCCCUCCAAUUUUGCGCCUAGGUCUAGGCCUCGGCAUCGGUCUCUCCGCCGCAACUCUCCAUCCCCUCUCUCCCUUCCGCGCAGCCCCCCUCCAAUGCCAAUACAGUGCGCCCAGUCACACCGAGUCACAGGCAAAUGCCGACUCUAACUGGGCUGUCAAGUCUGACCACCCUCUUCUGCAGAAGCAGGGUCGGACAGGAAUUGCCGAGAAAGCAAAGGCUGCGUUCCUGUCGCCAGAUAAUAUGCGGCAGAUUAGCAUGGGGAGUGUUUUGGGUCUUGUUGCUGGUGUUGGAUUGAGGGCUUUCUCGCGGGUGCUGGUUGUUGUACUGGGUAUGGGUAUUGUGUUCAUUGAGUGGGCUGCGUCGAAGGGUUACAACAUCCUGCCUCUGGAGCGUAUCCAGAAGCUUGUUAAGAAGGUUGAUGUGCAGGCAGCUGUGAGCUCGCACCGUCCCUUCAAGGUUAGUUUCGGAACUAUGAUGGCGCUUGCGGCGUUUGCGCAGUUCUAA